GAGAACAGGGCUCCGCUCGCAUCGCUUCACUGUGAAUUUGUUUUCGCUUCAGUUUCAGUGAAAUCAUUUGUGUUUUAUUCGCCGUAAAUGAGUCGCAGCGGAGACAGUGAUGAGGACAGCUGCAGUAAGCGGAGAGUCGCCUAUGUUUACAGUUCGGACUACAUCGAGACUUGCGAUACUUUAUCCAAAGUCCCAAACCGGGCGAGUAUGGUCCACUCACUGAUAGAAGCCUAUGGGCUGCUGGGACAUAUGAGUAUUGUGAAGCCUCAUGCGGCCACCAUCGAGGAAAUGGCCAAGUUCCACACAGAUUCCUACCUGGAGCAUCUUCAUAAAAUCAGCCAGGAUGGCGACAACGAUGACCCCCAGUCAGCUGACUAUGGCCUGGGUUAUGACUGUCCGGUGGUGGAGGGGAUAUUUGACUAUGCAGCAGCAGUAGGGGGCGCUACACUGACCGCAGCCCAGUGUCUGCUGGACCAAAAGUGUGAAGUGGCCAUCAACUGGGCAGGGGGUUGGCACCACGCUAAGAAGGAUGAGGCGUCAGGUUUCUGUUACGUGAACGACGCUGUGCUGGGAAUCCUCAGACUAAGAGAGAAAUAUGAGCGAGUCCUCUAUGUGGACGUUGACCUGCAUCAUGGAGAUGGUGUGGAAGAUGCCUUCAGCUUCACAUCCAAAGUCAUGACCGUCUCUCUGCACAAGUUCUCCCCUGGAUUCUUCCCAGGUACGGGUGACCUGUGUGAUACGGGGCUGGGUAAAGGCCGCUGGUAUGCUGUGAAUGUCCCGCUGGAGGACGGGAUCAAGGAUGACAGAUACUACCAGAUUUUCACCAGCGUGAUGCAGGAAGUGCGGGCGCAGUUUAACCCGGAGGCGGUGGUCAUGCAGCUGGGUGCCGACACGAUGGCGGGCGACCCCAUGUGCUCCUUUAACAUGACCCCAGUGGGGGUGGGCAAGUGUCUGCAGUAUGUCCUGCAAUGGCAGCUACCUACACUGCUCCUAGGAGGAGGAGGUUAUAACCUGGCUAAUACAGCUCGGUGCUGGACUUACCUGACGGCCGCGGUGCUGGGAAAGACUCUUUCUUCUGAGAUACCAGACCACGAGUUUUUUACAGAUUACGGACCCGACUACUCGCUGGAGAUCAGCCCAAGCUGUCGACCAGACCGCAACGACACCAAACACCUGGACCAGGUCAUCAGCACCAUCAAAGGGAAUUUAAAGAAUGUGGUUUAGGAGCCGGCAGCCUCAGCCUCCUCCACACACACACACACACACACACGCACACACAUGCACACACACCAUGUUUCCAAACCAGGUCGAUGCUCGACGGCUUUAAUGAAGACAAUAUGGAGUGGACCCCUUCGGCCCCGAGGCACGGAGCGAACGAGGGAGGGAUGAAGGCAGGGAAAAGAGAGCGAGAGAAGGUUUUGGAAAACAUUAGCUGAGUGUUUCCAGGAGAAAACAGUUUAAUAAGGGGGAGGGGGGAGCUGUGGUCGCUGUACAAUGCUCACUGUUUUUAAUCCUUUUUUUUUUUUUGAACAGUUAUGUGUGUUUGUGUGAAUGAGAGAGUUUACGGUAUGUUCACUGUGGUUAUGUAAAACUGAAUUACAGCAAGAUUUUACAGUCAGUGCAGCUCCAGUUUUUGGUGUCAGGGGAUGCGUUUGUGUGCGUCCUAUCAGUCGCACAUUUUAAACUUAAUGUUAAAAACAGAUUUUUCAGGUGUCCAGUUUCACGUUCACCCCGGUGCUGCUGUGAUUCUAACCCCCUGAGGACAGAUAAGCACUAAAACAGACAUAAAGCGAAACAGCCACGUUCCCCAAACGCCCCAUUAUACUUGUAAAAACCCCGUGGGUUUCUGAUCAGGUCCAGAAAGUCCUGAAAAAUAUGUGAAAUGUCCAGAGAAACUUGGAAAGUUUACAAACAAAUGGUCUGGAAAAGUUUGGAAAAUAGCCGGUAACAGAUUUGAAGUUGAUUUGCUCAGCCACAUUGUUUUGACCCCUGGGCAAAAUCUGCAAAUUAAACAUCUGGACAAAGGUCUUUUUUCACAGACAGACAAUAACCAAGAUUACAUGAACUUUAAAGGGGGAUUUAGGCAGAAACAGCAAUCCUAAAGUGGUUUUGCAUGACUAGAGAUGUAAGUAAGAUCAAUUUAUUUCAGGUCAGAGAACAAAAAAUGGCUUUUAUUAAAGAUAAACAUGAUCUCCUCUGUAGUUCCCUUUAAAACCAACCAUGAUCACAGAUAAUAUGCAAAUACAUGUACUGAGAAUGAAUUAAUGCUAAGUUUAAAAGUCAGAUAGCAAAGACUGCAGCCAAAUUCGGCCGUUAAGAUUCCCAAACUUCUCUGAACGUAGAUGCAAAGUGGAUCAGAUUAUUUCCAUGUCUGCCGAAGUUUGGAGAACAGCAAAACCUUGUUUAAUCCCUCCCUGUCCCAUUGCACAGCUCCAGCCGCUGCACAUCAAACCGAACAGUGACCAAAAUCUCCAAAUCCCUCUAAUAAAGCUGAGGUGCAUGUGGGAUUUUAACGUGGGGGAAAAUAAAACAAGAGAAGAUUCAGUGUUAGCAUCAUUAAAUGUCAAGGAAUCAGACAGUAAUGUUUGACUGCAUCUUUACCUGCGAAAAAAUAAAUAUUUUUUAACUUAGUGUCAAAGAAUUACAAACAGUUUUAAAGGUUUCUUCUCAGUGAAGGUGUUUGGUAAAUUGUCAGUAUAUGUAUGUGUCAACACUUUUCACAAAAAUGUAAACUCAGUGUCAUUUGACCAAAAUUUUCAAACCCACUGGAGAUAAACAUGAAAUCUGGUGUAGUAAUAUUUGCAUAACGUUUAUCUAUCAUAUUGUAAAGAAGGUAAUGUAAACUUUUUUUUUAUGUUUGUGUAUUUGUUUUCACAGGAUGACUUUUUUUUUUGUUACCGUUGGAGUGUUGUUUUGAUGUACGUGCCACGGCCGUUUGUUGAAAUAAAAGACAGG
Toxotes jaculatrix (banded archerfish) is the source of this 2955-nucleotide messenger RNA. RefSeq names its product histone deacetylase 8 (gene hdac8). Lineage: Eukaryota; Metazoa; Chordata; Actinopteri; Toxotidae. Gene Ontology annotation, molecular function: histone deacetylase activity. The coding region runs from base 88 to 1224 and encodes 378 amino acids. The record is from RefSeq and is a predicted model, not a curated record. The transcript has 11 exons.